AUGGCUAGCCCAGUAGCCCAGGUCUCAGAGACCACAUCCUCUGCUGCAGCUACUUCAUCUAGUUCCAGUUUAGUAUUUUGUCACUUCAUGGUCGGAAUUGUCAGCAACCGUGUCAGUUCUAGCGAUUACGACGAUGAUAUGAAGCGCGCCAAAGACCUUGGCAUAGAUGCCUUCGCUCUCAACAUCGGCACGGAUGACUUCACCGAUACCCAACUCGGAUACGCCUACGCAUCUGCUGCUGAGAAUGACAUGAAGCUGUUCCUAUCCUUCGACUUCAGCGCAUGGAGCACAAGUGACGGCGCAUCUGUCGGCGCCAAAGUUAAGCAGUACGCUAACCAAACUGCUCAGCUGUUAGUAGACGGUGAUGUUUUUGUCUCUUCGUUCAUUGGAGACGGUGUCGAUGUGGAUUCCAUCGUCUCUGCUGCAGGACAGGACCUUUUCUUUGCGCCGAAUUUCGCGCCUGGUGAUGGAGAUUUUGGUAACAUCCAGGGUGCACUUAAUUGGAUGGCUUGGCCUAACAAUGGGGACAAUAAGGCCCCAACGGCUGAAGCUAAUCUUACUGUUUCGGAUGGAGACACCACUUACAUUGAUGCUUUGGAUGGGAAGGCUUAUAUUGCGCGUGAGUUUUUUGAAAGUGAAUAUUUGGCUGGAUUUUAUUGCUUACUAGUGAUAGCUGCGUCUCCGUGGUUCUUUACCCAUUACGGAACAGAGGUUUCCUACAGUAAGAACUGGGUUUUCCCGUCUGAUUUACUCUGGCAGCAACGAUGGGAAGAGAUUCUGGCUUUGAAGCCUCGUUUUGUGGAAAUUAUUACCUGGAACGACUAUGGAGAGUCCCAUUAUAUUGGACCAUUGAGCUCCCCUCAUACAGAUGAUGGAGCGUCCAAGUGGGCAAUGGACAUGCCCCAUGACGGAUGGGCAGAAAUGGCCAAGCCCUACAUCGCCGCCUACAAGGCCGGCAGCACUGAUGUGCUCCCCUACAUCACCGAUGAACAGCUAGUAUACUGGUAUCGGCCUACACCCCGGGACGUCGACUGCGACUCAACCGACACCACAAUGACCGGAUCCGCCAACAACGCCAGUGGCAACUUUUUCCGCGGCAAGCCUAAUGGGUGGGAGUCGAUGCAAGAUGAGGUCUUUGUCGUUUCGUUGCUUAAGACUGCUGCGGAGGUCCAAGUGCAGUCUGGUGAUCAGUCGCAGACUUUCCAAGCGCCGGCAGGAGUUAGUGCAUUUUCAGUGCCUAUGGGGGUGGGUCAGCAGAAGUUCACCGCAACACGGAGUGGCACUACUGUGUUUUCGGCGACUAGUUUGAAGGAUAUUGUGGAUGAGUGUAUUUGUGGGAUCUACAACUUUAACGCCUAUGUAGGCACAGUCCCGGCGCCAACCACGAUUAGCCAGCUGCAGCCGGAUGGGUUGUCUAUGUUGACGUUGGGACUGCAGGUUGCGUGUCCGACCAAUACUCUGAGUGCUGGAGCAGCGAGCGCUACUAGUGCUUAG
Messenger RNA from Penicillium angulare, 1494 nucleotides. Its product is annotated as glycoside hydrolase family 71 protein. Gene Ontology annotation, molecular function: glucan endo-1,3-alpha-glucosidase activity. The transcript is spliced from 3 exons. NCBI's taxonomy places the organism in Eukaryota, Fungi, Ascomycota, Eurotiomycetes, Eurotiales, Aspergillaceae. The record is from RefSeq and is a predicted model, not a curated record. Gene Ontology annotation, biological process: mating projection tip cell wall disassembly. The coding region runs from base 1 to 1494 and encodes 497 amino acids.